Molecule: messenger RNA, 462 nt
Organism: Symbiodinium necroappetens
Lineage: Eukaryota; Dinophyceae; Suessiales; Symbiodiniaceae
Source: the annotation of a GenBank genome assembly
AUGGAGCCAUGGUUGCUUGCUUUGGUGUCGGCGUUGGUAGCAUGUGUGGCUGGUGUGCUUCUUUGGUGGCUCUAUGGGCUGACGAAGACCUUCUUGGACGAUGAUCCAGCAGAUGCGACUCGAAUCGAGGGUCUUACCCUGAGGUUGUUUGGGAAUAUGUCCUUGAUAGAGCUGAUCUUGAAGGCGAGGCAGCUACAAAAAGAGGCGGCCUUCAAGGAGCAAAUCUCCGAGGCCCAGGAGGUGGACUCGGAAGAGAUUUGUACGAUCUGCUUGGAAGCACUGGGUGACCACGACUCAGCUAAGAGACUGAAGUGUGGCCAUGUUCAUCAUGCAUCAUGCCUGCUGUCCUGGUGCUUGAAGUUUGAAGGAAACUUUGUUCAGUGCCCACACUGCCGGUACUGCCAGCACUUCGACGCAGUGUCGGAGCCCCGCGAUAUCGAAGUUGGGAAUGUCCAGUCGUGA